Messenger RNA from Olea europaea var. sylvestris, 789 nucleotides. RefSeq names its product probable prefoldin subunit 2. Gene Ontology annotation, biological process: protein folding. The record is from RefSeq and is a predicted model, not a curated record. The transcript has 2 exons. Gene Ontology annotation, molecular function: protein folding chaperone. Gene Ontology annotation, cellular component: prefoldin complex; cytoplasm. The coding region runs from base 148 to 591 and encodes 147 amino acids. NCBI's taxonomy places the organism in Eukaryota, Viridiplantae, Streptophyta, Magnoliopsida, Lamiales, Oleaceae.
ACAAAUAAUAGAAGUAUAAAAGCCUCUCAGUCUCCUUUCUUCCCUUCUCUUCCCCUCACCUCUUCCUGACCUCUUCAGUCAAUCGUUUCUCUACUCUCGCUCAAUCGGCUGCCUCUCUCACUUAGAACCCUCUGAUUACUAAGUAUCAUGGCGAAAGCUGAAGGUGAUGGUAAGGAACCAAUGAACGAGCAAGCCGUCGCCAACAUCUAUGGUGCCAUGAGGGCUGAGAUCAACCAAAUUUACUCCAAAAUUACUGAACUUGAGAUGGAGGUUAGUGAGCAUUCACUCGUGAUCAACGCAAUUAAACCUCUUGAUCCGUCGAGGCGUUGCUACCGGAUGAUUGGAGGUGUCCUCGUGGAAAGAACCAUUAAAGAAGUUUUGCCAGCUGUCCAGCGAAACAAGGAGGGGAUUGAAGAGGUAAUAAAUCGACUCAACGAGGCCUUGGAGAAGAAGAAAAAGGAGGUCGCUGAAUUCGAGGCCAAAUACAAAAUUAGAAUUAAAAAAACUGAUGGUGAAAUGAAAGAUGAGAGUGGUAAGAAGGAAGGAAAUGCACAGGGAGUCCUUGUUGGUCCUGCGAGUGUUAGUGAGUAGAUAUUUUUCCUAUUAAGCCCUUUCUCGUGCCAGCUUUUUUUAUUCAUAAUUAACAACUUUGAAUGCUUUGUUGCCUUUGGUGUAAACUUGAUAUGCUUUCGUUGGUUAGAUGUUAAAACUGAUCGAACUCUGUGCUGUAUCUUGGGAGUUGGUUUUUUUAUGAAUUCUGGUAGCCUAACUUGGACACUUGUUUGCUUA